Cooperia oncophora is the source of this 570-nucleotide messenger RNA. Lineage: Eukaryota; Metazoa; Nematoda; Chromadorea; Rhabditida; Trichostrongylidae. The record is from the annotation of a GenBank genome assembly.
AUGUCUAUCUGCAUUCUUCACAACGGUUCUCUGCCAAGUGUGCUGAACGAGGUCUUCAACGAACUCGACGACGCUCUCGGCCAAGUCCUCCUGGUGAGACCACCUGCUUCUUCUCCUCCAAAGGGGAAUAAUGAAAAGAAAGCCGUGAUGGGUCAAAUGGGCAAGGUUACCGAUGACGGGUCAAAAUUCACAGUCGCCUUGAAUGUUUCGAAAUUCAAGCCAGAUGAACUGAAAGUGAACAUCGAUGGCCGAACCCUUACCGUAGAGGGUAAACAAGAAGUCAAAGAUGGCUCGAGUUACACGGCCAGGUCAUUCGUUCGCCAAUGGGUUCUUCCAGAAGGUGUCGACGUUGAGCAGAUACGAUCCAGCCUUACCGACGAGGGUCAGCUGGCCAUCGAGCUACCAAAGCCCAAACCGGCCAUCAACUCUAGGAAGUAUCCCUAUCCUCAAAGUAACCGAUCACUCCUGAGACUUUGUUCUGUCAGUACUGCCUUGUCCAUAAUGAUCUCUAUUCUUACGGACAUUCUACUGUCAUCAACCUUGCUGCUGUCAUCAUGUUUUUAUGUCUGA